AUGGCUGAUGGUAAGACCACUCUUUGGUAUUCCUGCUUCAUUUCGGAUAUGGAUGACCAUGACUUGUCGGUGAUCAGCUCAGACCUGCAUCUUGAUGACACUUAUGAACUCCGAGUUCCCACAAAGCAAGAGCAUCCGGCUAGUCCUCCAGAAGGUUUCGUGACCAUUUUUAGAGACCAAAUUCUAGGAGGUCUUCGUUUUCCCAUCCAUCCAUUCAUUUCUUCUUUAAGCGAAUACUUUGGCGUUUGCAUUUCUCAGCUUGCUCCCAACUUCUUUAGGGCAGUUUGCGGUACCAUUAUUCUCUGUCGAGUAUAUGAGCUUCCCUUGACUGUUCAUCUUUUUCACCACUUUUAUUCCUUCAAACGUUCGGAGUCGGGCGUAUUCAUGGUACAAGCUAGGCCCGACUAUAAAUUCUUUACAGAUAUGCCUUCCUCGAACAAGGGGUGGAAGUCCCGCUUCUUCUUUGUCAGACUACCUCAACCACUGGUUGGGCCCAUACAAUGGCGCCCAGACCUCCCUGAUAACCUUCCUUCGCACCAGCACCAGCCUGCUUGUAUCUCAGCCUCCGAGGCGCUGCAAGGCAUACUUGUUAACUUUUCCGUGUUGUUGUUGGAAGACUUUCUAUUUUUAUUUGGGCUCAGCCUUGUUCAGAAGGACAUCGGGGCUCCAUUUGAAGCUGCCAUGUAUCGAGCCUACUCCUCUAACGUUAAGUGUCGGUCCUCCCCUUAUUUGAAAAAUCUAGGCGAAGAGCUUAGACAGGGUGUAGCAGCUUCCUCCCAGCCUGGCCCCUCUGCUUUACAUUCCGCUCCUACUCCAUCUACGAUUAUGCCGGUGGCGACUCAUGAGGGAACUUCCUCAGCACUUCCCCCAGAUGCAGCUCUAGCUGAAGACCCGGUCGCUGUAGAACAAGUUGACCUACCCAUGAUAGGGCAGAUAGAGGAAGCCCCGGGAGAACAGGCCCGGGAGGUCACCGUGGAGCAACUUGAAGAGAUGCAAGUGGCAUUCCCCCGACCGGCUGAUCGCCUGAAACUUCAACGCAAGCGUAAGAGAGUGACUCCCGCUAUUCAAGCGUCACCUCCACGUAUCCCACCUAGCCGUCGCUCAUCUGCUACUCUCCGUCCCAUGGAACUCAAAGCAACCACUCCUGCCCGAGAGAGCAUUACAGGGCCUGAAGUUCCCAUCGCGUCACCUCACAUAUCAGUCCCGGCUUCUGAUCGAGGCACAGCUCCGGCGCAGGCUUCUUCACAAGCACCAACCUCUUCUCCCGAUCAGCCAUCUUUACACUUAACGGACCAGCCCGGGAGCUCUGACACUCCCUUUGUCCCCCCUCCCUUGGAUGCUCUCGCAUCUACUUCUAGAUCCCGGAAGAAAACUCGCAAGAAAUACUCCUUUACUGAUUUCUGGCACGUGCCUUCCUCCGCAGGCUCAGGAGUAGGCACAGAAACUACUGUUGGGGCUCCUCCUCUUACUGCUUUAAUCGAAUUGGAGGGAGACCUAGCGACCUCUUGGCGAUCUGGCAAUCACAAGUUUUAUAAAAACGCUCCGCUGGGAGGGCAAGAUCAAGCAGCUUGUCUGAUGGCCGCUUAUGCCUACAACUUGCAAAGAGAAAAUGAAGCGUUGAAGGCUCAACUAGAGGAAAUAGAGCUGCCCUUGACUCCUCGCGACCCACUCAACCCAACUCCUGGGGAUCUGGCACACUAUCUUCGCUUACUUGGAGAAUCUGCUGACACUGCUCGCGAUAUUUCCCAUGCAGCUUUUGACAAAAUAAGAGCCCUGGAAGCAGCUUUGCACACCAGUAAGUCAGAGUUGGCUUCCGAGGUAGAGAAGCGUCAAGAGCUUGCGGCCGAGCUAGAAAAGAAGGAUGCUCAAUUGGCUAGCUCGCAAGAAGCCCGAGAGAGCCUUCAAAAGACCCUGGCAGAAGUUCAAAAUCAACUGGCUUCUAACGCCAACCGGGAGAAGGCUCUUCAAAGCCAAUGGGAGGCCAGCCAUGCCACUCUCAAAGCUGUGCAGGCUGACCUUCUGAAGAUUCAAGAGGAGGUCUCCCAAGGUCAAGAAGCCCUGAUUCAAGCCCAAGCUGACCAGAAGAAAGCAGAGACACAGCUGGCCGAAUAUCAAGCAGGUGAAGUGGGUCGACUGAGGGCCUACAGACGAGCAUAUGUCACCUCCCCCUUCUUCAUAAAGAAAAUGGGAGAUAUAAUGCACUCCAUGGUAUGUUGCGGAGUGGGUGGAGGAGCUCGUCAAAUGCUGGAACAGAAUAUGAUUUUAUCUGUCCCUACGGAGGAUUUUGUGGACAUAGGUCGCAUCAUGGAUGAAAUUCCUGAUGGGUCCUUCCCCUCUUUUAAGGAUGAUGACGACCUCUUUCUCUUACCCGAGUCUCUGGCUGAACCUGCUUCUGGCCCUACUGAGCAUAUAGCUGGCCCUACCGAAGAUCAUCCUCCUUAUCUUGACAAAAAAUCUUGA
Molecule: messenger RNA, 2460 nt
Organism: Zingiber officinale
Lineage: Eukaryota; Viridiplantae; Streptophyta; Magnoliopsida; Zingiberales; Zingiberaceae
Exons: 3
Coding region: 1-2460 (819 amino acids)
Source: RefSeq, a predicted model, not a curated record